AUGCAAAACUUAUUCCAAGAAAUUUUUCACGAAAGAACACUCACUCCUGAAAAACAAGAAUUAGCCCAAGCAAUAAUGAAUUUUGCCCAGACUUUUGGUAAUGAAGACCGCUGGUUAAAAGAAUGCUUGGACAUUCUUUGCGACAAUAAAGGCAACACUUUAAUCAACAAAUUACUUCGCCAUUUUAGCCAAAAAGCGGAGAGUUUAGUCAUCGUGGAAGACACAGGCGAAAUCGAUGAUGCCACUUACCAAAAAAUGAAAAAUACCAAAGAAUUUUUCGCAAAAUUAAGGGUUGAGGGUAUUCGGGCAGUUCGUGAAACCUUGCGCAAAUUUGCCCUCAAAGCCAUUGAUACCGAAACCGAAAUUUACACCCAAAUUCCGUCAGCUUGA
This is a messenger RNA of Entrophospora sp. SA101, 390 nucleotides long. Lineage: Eukaryota; Fungi; Glomeromycota; Glomeromycetes; Entrophosporales; Entrophosporaceae. The record is from the annotation of a GenBank genome assembly.